UCUGUUAAUAUAUCAAUGGACCGGGCCUGCACCGCAUGUAGAUAUUAAUGGUUCAUUCUAAGGAGGGGGGAGGAACUGUGGUGUUCAUGAGCUCAUCUGUGCCAGACGAGUCUCUCCUGAGCUUCUGGGUGUCCUGUCUUCCAUUGCAGCCUUCAUGGCGUUGAUGGCUCUGUUUUUUCUUUACCUCAGCAACAAGCUGUCAGUGGAGAGUCCUGGCGAUCUGUCACAUCUCGGUGGCUAUAAGAACAACCAGCCAGUGCCUCUGAUGAGCUAAUCUAGUGGUCAGCGUGGUGACAGGAUCCCCGACUGAGAGAUGGCCUUCUUCAAGAGCUUCCAGCAGAACCUCCCAUCUGUCAACAUUUCCUCUGUCCUGGAUGCCGUCACCAGUCGCGUGGACGACCUGGCCAACGCCGUCAGUGACGUCACUUACGCUGUCAGCGACCAGCUGACUGAGCAGGUCACCACUAUAAUCAACAAGGUGCAGGACGAGGAAGAUGGUGAGAACGCCGGCGGCCAGGAGUCUGGUCAGACGUCCACGGCACAGGAAGGAGGAAGCAAAGCCAGCAACACGUCCUCAAAGACCAACCAGUCCAGUGAAACCAAAGAGGCAGAGUGCGCCCAGAGCCAGCUGGAGUGGGAAUGGAGGGACGGGUGCUGGCGAGUUAAAAAGACAGAGGCUGAGUUGGCAGAGGAAGAGAAGAGGAAGCAGGAGGAGAAGGAGCUGCAGGAGAAGAAAGAGCAGAGGAGGAGAGAGAGGAGAGAAAAGCAGCUGGAGAAAGAGGCAAAGAAAAACAAAGAGGAAUCCCAAGACAGAGAGAAAGAGGAGGGAGGUGAUGCUUCAGAGAAAACAGACACCAGUAAUGGACGAGACAGGAAGGCGAGUGACAGUGGAGAGCACGCCAUCGCUCAGCCAAGAGGUGAUGACUGCGACAAAGCCCCUCCAUCACCUGGUCCUGACACUGAAAGCGGGUCAGCAAAACAGAAUAAGCAAACAGAGGACAGAGAGGAAGAGGAAGAGAAAAGCCUGGAGAGAGAAGGAGAUGAUGAGGAGGAGGCUGAGCUCUCUAGAUCUUCCUCAACGGUAAAAAAGAAAAAGUCAGACAAGAAGAAGAAGAAGAAAGAAGCAAAAGAGGGUUCAAAGAAAUCUGAUGAAGCCUCGGACGUGGAGAAGAAGAAGGAGAAAGGGAAGAAAAGCAAGAAGAAAAAGAAAGGAAAAAAAGAGGGAGUUUUAUCAGACAGCGAGGAGGACAAAGGCCCCGAGGCUGUGGCCCAGCAGAACACGACUUCUGCGUGGAGCAACAAACGCAAACAGUCUGCUGAGCAGGGAGGCUACAGCAGUGAGGCCUCCAGUGGGCGAGCCAACAGCAUCCAGAGAAUUAAGAAGGAGUCGUCCCUCAGUGAGACUCAGCCUCCACCGUAUCAGGACGAGGGCUCGGCGGUACGCGUGUCCUCUCGGUCCCGCUCAGAGCGAGGGGUCAGGAGGGGGUCGUCCCCACAGCGCUGCGACAGCCCCCGCUGCUCCAGUGAGGCCAGCGUGGAGCAGGACACUGAGAGCUACCUCAACAAAGGCUGCGAGGAGGACAUUCCCAGUGACAGCACCGCUGUGCUGGGACCAGAGGACGGCUCCGGUCCUCGCCUCCCCACAGCCUACGAGCCAGAGCCACUCGCCAAAUACGGCACCCUGGACGUCGCUUUUGAAUAUGACUCUGGUGAGCAGUGGUUGGCUGUCACGGUCACUGCGGCAACAGACAUCCCUGCUCUCAAACAGACGGGCAACAUCGCGUGGCAGGUCCACCUGGUCCUGCUGCCCACCAAGAAGCAACGGGCCAAGACGGGCGUGCAGAAGGGCCCGUGUCCUGUCUUCACGGAAACAUUCAAGUUUUCCAGGGUGGAACAGGAGGCCCUGGGGGACUACGCUGUGCGCUUCCGACUGUACAGCAUCAGGCGGAUGAAAAAGGAGAAGGUCCUGGGAGAGAAGGUGUUCUACCUGACUAAGCUCAACCUGCAGGGCAAGAUCGCUCUGCCUGUCACCCUGGAGCCGGGCUCUGAACUUACAGGUUGUGGCUCUGUGGUGAGCGUGUCUCGCAGUGCAGGAGCUCUGUCCUACCGCUCCACUGAAGACUCCUCCUUGCCAGAGAUCCUCCUGGGUCUCAUCUACAACUCUGCCACGGGACAGCUAUCAGCUGAGGUCAUCCAGGGAAGCCACUUUAAAACCACAGCGUCGGAUAAACCUGUCAACGGUCUGUUCUGUUGUAUAAAACACUUUGUCGGGGGGCAGCUUUAUAUCAUGAGAGACACCUACGUGAAGCUGACCAUGCUGGACUCCAAGGGGAAAGAGAUGUCCAAGUGCAAGACGGCCGUGUGCCGCGGCCAGCCCAACCCCACCUACAAGGAGACGUUCCUGUUCCAGGUGGCGCUCUUCCAGCUGUCCGAGGUGUCUCUGGUGCUGACGGUGUUCUGCCGCCGGAGCAGCAUGAGGCCCAGGGAGAGGCUGGGCUGGGUCUCCCUGGGCCUCAACAGCACCGGCGAGGAGCAGCAGGCCCACUGGACAGAGAUGAAAGAGGCGGAGGGACAGCAGGUCUGCCACUGGCACACGCUCACCGACACAUAAGAGGGAGAUUUAUGUAGACUGACAUUAACAACAUUCCCUGGAGAGUCAGUUUUUUUGGGGGGGAGGGGGGGAGCAGGAAGCACCUU
This is a messenger RNA of Epinephelus fuscoguttatus (brown-marbled grouper), 2697 nucleotides long. RefSeq names its product synaptotagmin-14-like. The record is from RefSeq and is a predicted model, not a curated record. Lineage: Eukaryota; Metazoa; Chordata; Actinopteri; Perciformes; Serranidae. The coding region runs from base 314 to 2611 and encodes 765 amino acids. The transcript is spliced from 10 exons.